Nicotiana tabacum (common tobacco) is the source of this 2378-nucleotide messenger RNA. Its product is annotated as protein NRT1/ PTR FAMILY 2.7-like. The record is from RefSeq and is a predicted model, not a curated record. Gene Ontology annotation, molecular function: transmembrane transporter activity. Gene Ontology annotation, cellular component: membrane. Gene Ontology annotation, biological process: transmembrane transport; oligopeptide transport. NCBI's taxonomy places the organism in Eukaryota, Viridiplantae, Streptophyta, Magnoliopsida, Solanales, Solanaceae.
AUAACAUUAUCCCAAUCAUUCAAAUUAUAAAAUUGCUGGUGAAAGUAUGGCGUGCAAGUCUUGGAUAAACUUUGCCUGCUAUUAAAACUUCAAAUCCAAAUAACAAGAAGAAACAAAUAUCAUUGCUUUCAUGUUGACCUGCAGCUAGAAAUGGAAAAAUCAAAAAGAGAUGUUGAUGAAGCAGCAAUGCAGUCCUCUUCUGGUCGAAAAAAUGGUGGCUGGAUAACCUUCCCCUUCAUUAUAGCAACUAUGGCGGGCUUAUCGCUUGCGUCUGGAGGGUGGAAUAGCAAUCUGAUUGUUUUUCUGAUAAAUGAAUUCAACAUGAAGAGCAUCAAAGCAGCUAAAGUUUACAAUGUAGUCAAUGGUUGCACCACCCUUUUCCCAAUUCUUGGUGGAAUCAUUGCUGACUCUUAUCUUGGCUGUUUUUCUGUCAUUUGGAUUUCUUCUCUUAUCUCCGCGCUGGGUAUAUUGUUUCUACUAUUGACAGCAGCAAUUGAUGUAUUAAGACCUGCAGCAUGUGAUGAUGGAUCCAGUCUUUGUACAAGCCCCUCAAAACACCAGUAUGCAGUAUUAUAUGUGGCUAUGGGACUAGCUUCUUUAGGGGUUGCAGGUACGCGUUUUACAAUUGCGCCCAUGGGAGCUAAUCAAUUUGAUAAUCCAAAACAUCAAGCAAUUUUCUUUGAUUGGUACAUAUUCGCCUUUUACACGUCCUUUGCUAUAAGCACCACGGCCAUUGUUUAUGUGGAGGACAAUAUUAGUUGGUCAUGGGGUUUUGGUAUCUCUUUGGCUUUUAACAUCCUUGGCCUGGCAAUGUUUCUCAUUGGGAAACGUUUCUAUCGCCAUGUUAAGGAACAAGGAGGCAGCCCUUUCGUCAACUUAGCACGUUGUAUUGUCGCUGCCAUUAGGAAAUGGAGAGUCCCUCUUUCAGAACAAACUCAAAGCUACUACCAUGAUCCAAGUGAUACAACCACAAUCACAACCUCUCCGGUUCCUACAAAGUUCUUCAAGUUCUUGAAUAAUGCAGCUUUUAUUACUGAGGGAGACACCAAAUCAGACGGCUCGAUUAGGAACCCCUGGAGACUAUGUACAGUGCAGCAAGUGGAAGAUUUGAAAAGUUUGAUCAAGCUUUUCCCUCUAUGGGCUAGUGGUUUACUUAUAUCCACACAACUAGUCAUGCAAUCAAGUCUGCUAAUUCUUCAAGCUCUCAAAAUGGAUCGACAUAUGGGACCUCAUUUCGAGAUCCCAGCUGGUUCUAUGUUAGUCUUCAUAAUGUUAUUUACCUGUAUAAUGAUAGCAAUCAUUGAUAGACUACUCUACCCUUUUCUAGCUAAGUACACCCACUUUUCUAUCACCCCACUUCAGCGCAUUGGAAUAGGCCAUGCGCUGACUAUAGUUAGCAUGGCUGUCUCCGCGCUGGUGGAAUCCAGGAGGCUGAGGCUCGUUAGAUCGCACCAUCUCCAAGGCCAAAAUGGCGCCAUUGUUUCAAUGUCAGUCUUUUGGCUCGUGCCACAGCUAGCUCUAAAUGGAAUUGGAGAAGGGUUCCAUUUUCCAGGACAUAUGGGGUUUUAUUACCAAGAAUUUCCAGCAUCUUUGAAGAGCACCUCGACUGCAAUGGUUGCGCUGUUUAUUGGUAUCGCGUACUAUAUAGGAAACGGGUUGAUUGAUCUGGUUCAACGACUAGCAGGAUGGUUGCCUGACAAUAUCAAUGAUGGAAGAAUGGACAAUGUCUUCUGGCUCUUCAUUUAUUUCCUUGUGGUUGCUUCCUUUUACAAGUACAAAAAUAUGGACGACAAACCAAAUGAUAUGCCCAGUAAAUGAAAGGAGUACUUAUUAGUAUAAUUUAAGAAGCAUAUACAUCUGUCAUAGUGUGAAAUAUUGUGCUUUAUUCAGUUAUACAUGAGUUGAUAAGCUCUUAGGAAAGAGAGCAAAUGAGUUCUUUAAAUAAGUGAGAAAAUACAGGCAAAAGGGCGUAAAUUGGUGCAAAAUUAUCGGUUAGCAACUUUGUUGCUGUGCAAUGUCAAAAUAGAUAAUGCAAGAUAAGAUAAUAGCUUUGGACUUGAGUUGACUCCAGAUAAUGAAGUCCACAGAACUACAAGCACAUAUACCAAGUAAAUGAUGGAUUCUGAAAAGGAACAAACUUUCAAGAUUAAACCAUUCUCUUAUACUUUGGCCAGGACAGGAUAGAAGAAUUUACAGAUGAACUAUUCAAUUUGAUUUAAGUGGCUACAGAUUACACCACCCACUUAUUAACCAUGUUUGCUGGAACAUGGCAGCAAGCACCAACUUUAAAGAAAGAUGUUUCCCUGAACAUGUGAAUGCUCAACCACUAUAAGAUGCAUGAACUGACCGAGCCAUGAUAGGAGCAAAAAUGGCCCUCA